Molecule: messenger RNA, 1044 nt
Organism: Aspergillus calidoustus
Lineage: Eukaryota; Fungi; Ascomycota; Eurotiomycetes; Eurotiales; Aspergillaceae
Source: the annotation of a GenBank genome assembly
AUGUUUCGCCAGUCUUCGUGUGAAUACUCCAGACCAAUGUCUUUUGGCCAGGGCAAUUGCCACCCUAACGAUGGGUUGGAAGACUUCUAUGGGAGUAUACAGUCUCAGUGGCCAACUUUAGAGCGCUCUCCCUACAUAGCGGUCACCCAACCCUAUAACGCACCGUCAGCGUACCAAAACCCGGCGCUUAUGACACCAAUCAGCCUUCCGGACAGUUCAUACGUACAUCCACGACCCAGCCCUGUGCUCAGUCACCAUUCCCAAGAGUAUCAGUACCCUGUUUCCGAGCCUGGAGUCCAUCACGGACUUGGGAUUACGACAACUUUUCCGAGCGAGUUGACCCGAGACCCAAGCAUUGGCCUGGGAAUUGCGCCCAGCGGAUACGCACUGAGAGAAGGAACAAUCUCACCGCCACCAUCAAAGAAAAGACCUCGAAGAGGCUCCAAACAAUCUAUAUCGCGCGAGCCCCCAGUGUCAAUCCUCCCACAUCCAGAAGGGCUUCAGCGCCUGGAACAAGAGAGACGGCAUAGCAAUUCCGAGUCGCAUCCCCAACGCCCCCGGGCCCCAGGACGCGGACGCAGGGACCCACAAGCCGAAGAGGAAGAUGCCUUUGUAGAGCAGCUUCGGGAGCAGAACCUCGCAUGGAGGGUCAUCCGGGAGAUGUUCCGUGAACGAUACAACAAGGACGCAACCGAGGCGCGCCUACAGAUGCGACAGCUGCGCAGACGUAAGGAACGCCUGCAGCGGUGGGAAGAGCACGAUGUACAGGUUCUUUUACGCGCUAGACAUUAUUGGGAACAGGAAAAGUACAAGUUGAUUGCACAAAAGAUGACAGAAUUCGGGGCCAGUACUUUUUUCACAGCAGAACAAUGCGAGGCGCAAUUAGAGUACAUUGAUGCGCAGGAACGCGAAAGAGAGGAACAAGAGAGCGAACCGGAACCACAAGCGACUUCUGAGCUAAGGCGCAAACGACGGCGAACCGAAUCAACAACUUCAAAUUCGAAAAAAUCAACCGGAGAGAAGAGACCCAAGACAACGCGCUAG